This is a messenger RNA of Acanthoscelides obtectus, 394 nucleotides long. NCBI's taxonomy places the organism in Eukaryota, Metazoa, Arthropoda, Insecta, Coleoptera, Chrysomelidae. The record is from the annotation of a GenBank genome assembly.
GAAUUCCCAACCUAAUAAGCCAACACCUAUGUCCGUCGAUGGUAGUAAUUAUCGCCCAAAUAAUUCUAUAAGACAGCCGUAUCGCCACAACUUUUUUCAACAAACAAGCCGUCCAAAUGUGAUUGUGGAAGAGCUCCAUAAUCAGGAGGCUGAAGGCUCUGAAUUUCCUGAUCAAUACGAUCACUAUUUUUCUGAAGCCCCGUACGUUGAUCAGCAAGACUUUGAUUACUUGGAAAGUGGGGUAGCUACUUUUGAAAAUGAUAGUGCCCAGGUAACUUUCGAUACCCCUGGUAGGCUUACAAUGCUCCGGCGACUGAAUGUAAUUGAUUCCGAGUAUGAACGACACAUUGUAGCACUGAUUUUUGUGAAAAAAGCGGUGUUGAAGAAAAAUUAG